This is a messenger RNA of Colletotrichum tamarilloi, 483 nucleotides long. RefSeq lists its product as uncharacterized. Lineage: Eukaryota; Fungi; Ascomycota; Sordariomycetes; Glomerellales; Glomerellaceae. The record is from RefSeq and is a predicted model, not a curated record. The transcript has 2 exons. Bases 1 to 483 code for a protein of 160 amino acids.
AUGUUUGGCCGUCAGUCACAAACUCAGUUCCCCAAGCGAAGCAGCUCAGGCUACUCGUGGCCCGAGAGCGACAGCGAAGACGAUAUCGUCAUCAGGCCCUGCGCCACGAACGAGAAGGCCGAUGCCACAGUCACCAUGACCGAGUGCGUUCCGGGCCCGACGGCGGUGGAACAGACUUCUCAGUCCAGGCCUUCUCUCAGCGGCCGCCGCGCCUCCGCCGAGGAUACCAACCUGCAAGAGCUUUGGGAAUGCAUGCUUGAGCUCCAGCAACAAUAUCACUGCUACAACUCGACGCGUAUGGAGAUUGCUGCCGAUAGGGAGGACGCCAUGGACAUGAUGCCCACCAAGUAUUGCAUGGACAUGCUCAACGACUCCAUCGAGUCCCUUCCCGAAGAGGGCUGGAAGAAGCUCAGCAAGUUCCUCAUCACCGACCUGGAGCACGCCCAAAAAUCGCAAAAGUGGAAGUUCUGGAAGCACCUCUAG